UCAAGGCCCGCAAGUAGAAGCAGAGACCGACUGAGCAACAGAUCUACAGAGAUGGUGUCCUCGCCGCUGCCCUCGUCGACGCUGGACGCGCUGGCGCCGCCCUUCUAUCCGUCCAUGACGUGGUACCCGGAGAUCACGGACGACUACUACCUGGAGCGCCCGCACUCGCCCGGCAAGUCGGGCUUCGUGAUCGCCGACCCCGUGGAGCCCGUGCAGGAGAUCCCCGACGAGGAGCUGUUCGACCCGGCGUUCUACCCGCUGACGGCCUCGGAGAUGCUGGAGCUGGAGCAGGUGGACGAGAUCAACGAGAUCCUGGCCGAGCUGGACCUGAUGGAGAACCACCAGGAGCUGCACUACAAGCUCAGCGAGAAGACGCGCGAGCUGCGCUCCAGCUCGGACGUGGACGCCGAGAUCUACAGCAUGAUGGCCAAGGCCGCCAAGGCCAAGAGCUUCUCCGCCUCCAAGCAAGCCGUGCAUCUGCACAAGAAGAACAGCUUCCACGCCAAGAGGAACAUGCGCUCGUCGCUGCACCAGCCCCGCUCGGUGAAGUAGAGCCGUCCACACGUCGACCACCUUUUGACGUGCGGCGGCACUGUUACAACGCAACGGAGUGAGUGAGCAACGCGACGAGCGGCCGCAGUGUCUGGACAGAUCAAGGCACCCGCGGCCGGCCCCAUCCAGAACAAAAAAUACGGAAGAAACUCGCGCUCCAUCUGACUCAAACGAAAACAACAAGAACAACAACAAGACCAGCUAGCCAGACCUAACGCGUGCGCCCGCCAUUGGUACGACGUACGCGAGCUCUGGCGACACAACUACAACUCAUACAACCAGCGGACAACUCGUGCUACGGAAAUGUCAGCAAGAAAAAAUACCAAGUAGCAAGAAAAUAGUUAGGACGAGAGAAGAAGAAGCACGGCAUGAAGACGAGCAAUGAGCGAGGGAGCGGCGCGACGAUGGGACUGGGACUCGAGCUCCUGCGACCAAUGGCAUCCGAUUGAAGGCAAGCCGACCCGAAGCAGAACUCCAAGGGACUCUCCACCCACCCCAUCGCCGACGUCCGUGAAAGCGGCGUUUACUGUGAAUCACGCAGUACGAGAAUGUACCAAUAUCCCAGAAAAAUUAUAACUAUAUGUAAGAUGGAGCGAGUUUUUC
This is a messenger RNA of Phytophthora sojae, 1155 nucleotides long. RefSeq lists its product as hypothetical. The record is from RefSeq and is a predicted model, not a curated record. The transcript has a single exon. Lineage: Eukaryota; Oomycota; Peronosporomycetes; Peronosporales; Peronosporaceae. Bases 52 to 552 code for a protein of 166 amino acids.